UCUUAAUUUCUAAUGGCAGAGCAACUUCUUUCUACAGGCAUCAAGCACAAUAGCCUACCCGAGAGCUAUAUUCGACCCGAGGCCGAGAGGCCUCAGCUUAACGAGGUACAGAAUGAUGACAAUAUUCCGGUCAUCGACUUGAGCUGCCCCGAUAAAUCCCAAAUCAUCAAUCAAGUAGCCCAUGCCUGCGAAUCCUACGGUUUCUUUCAGGUUGUGAAUCAUGGAGUGACUAUUGAGCUGAUGCUGAAGAUGACGGCAGUUGCUGCAGAAUUCUUUCGGCUCCCUGCGGAGGAGAAGAUGAGGCUGUAUUCCGAUGAUCCAGCGAAGAAAACGAGGCUUUCGACGAGUUUUAACGUAAGGAAAGAGAAGGUUCAUAACUGGAGGGAUUAUCUCCGACUUCAUUGUUACCCUCUUGAGGAUUUUGUUUCGGAUUGGCCUUCUAAGCCUACUUUAUUCAGAGAAGUCGUGAGCACUUACUGCAAGGAAAUCCGACAACUGGGCUUCCGUCUACUUGGGCUAAUAUCUCUGAGCUUGGGUCUAGAAGAGGACUACAUCGAGAGAGUUCUCGGUGAGCAGGAGCAACAUAUGGCCAUAAAUUACUACCCACGGUGCCCUGAGCCGGACCUCACUUUUGGAUUGCCAGCUCACACGGAUCCAAAUGCGCUCACCAUCCUCCUUCAGGACCGGACUGUUGCUGGCCUGCAGGUUCGUAGGAAUGGCCUUUGGUUCGCGGUUGAUCCGCACCCUGAUGCUUUUGUUAUCAACAUCGGUGACCAAUUGCAGGCGUUAAGUAAUGGAAAGUACAAGAGCAUUUGGCACAGAGCCGUCGUAAAUUCAAAUAAAGAGAGAAUGACCAUUGCCUCCUUCCUUUGUCCAUGCAACUCUGCAGUCAUCAGCCCGCCAGUGAAGCUCACCGCCAAUCAAAGUCCGGCCAUUUACAGGAGCUAUACUUAUGACGAGUACUACAAAAGGUUCUGGAGUAGGAAUUUGGAUCAGGAGCACUGUUUGGAGCUUUUCAAGAGAAAUUAGCCCUUUUCUCUUCUUUCCUUUGUUUUUCCCCCUAGUUACUAAAGGGUUGUUUUUUUUUUUAAGAACCUUGAAACAGAGUUAUUUUAUAGAACCAAGCUUUCAUUUUCGAUUUAUACAUAAAUCACUUUGAGCGUGUCUUUUGAUCCAA
Asparagus officinalis (garden asparagus) is the source of this 1177-nucleotide messenger RNA. Its product is annotated as protein DOWNY MILDEW RESISTANCE 6. The transcript has 4 exons. Bases 13 to 1029 code for a protein of 338 amino acids. NCBI's taxonomy places the organism in Eukaryota, Viridiplantae, Streptophyta, Magnoliopsida, Asparagales, Asparagaceae. The record is from RefSeq and is a predicted model, not a curated record.